UUUUCUCUCUCAUCAAAAACCCUCUUCCGUGUUCUUCUUCAUCUUCAUCUUCUCCAUCCUUCCAUUAAACCCACAGAACAAAUCAAACCCUAAGUAAUUCCUCACUCAUGAACCACCACCACCCUUCCCCAUGAAUCCCCCCUGCAAAUUCCCCUAUCAAUUCAUCGCUACUCACCUCAAUCACUCCACCUUCAUCGGCGCAAACCACACCUCCGCCCGUUUCUGCUCCCGGUAACACCUUCUCAAACCCUAAUUCGAUCAGUUUCUUCACAAUUCACACACUUUGACCACUAAUUCACCUUCUCAAACACUAAGUUUCAUCCGAUUCGUCCAUUCAAUUCAAUUCUUUUCAUUUUUUUUAACAAUCUCUUCACAGUUUGAUUACAAUUUGUUUACAAUUUCGAUGGAACUGGUCGCCGGAAAAUUCGGCGUCUUCCGAAACGUCGUCGUUCGCUUCCUCCUCUUCUCUCUCCUCAUCGUCAUCAUCCGGUUCGCUUACGUCAUCACAAUCCGAGGCGAAUCGUGCGUCGCGGGAGACGAUUUCUGCUUCUUCUCUGCCACCGCAUCCACCGGUAACCAUAACCUAGUCACCGCCGCGUCUGGCGGUGGCCACACCGGCCGCUCCUCCGUUAUCCUCAAUCCUACCGCCGCGGCUUCGCCGGAGUUUCACAAACGCGUGAUGUUCUACAUCACCGUGUUUCAGGAUCUCAUCGUCGAUGGCUUCCUGAACAUGCAAUCGAAAUCUCUGUGCCUCGAAACUCCCGCCGGAGAAGACGUGUACGCUCUGAGAGAAAUCGGCGUUGAAGAUUCCGUCGGAAUAUUCAAAAAAGCGAUGAAACCGUUGGUGGUUAACGGUCUAGGGUUCCGGCAACCGUUUGAAGAUAAUACGUUUGAUUUUAUAUUUUCCGGUAACGGAGUUUUGGACAGAUCGGAUAAAACGGCGUCGUUCGCGUCGGAAAUUGGCCGGACGCUUAAACCGGAAGGAUACGUUGUUGUUCACACCGGUUCUAUAGAUACAUAUAGUUUCAAUUCUUUCAUUCGUUUAUUUAAUUGUUGUAAGUUUAUAAGUUCCCGUGAGUUUGAUGGAUUCGAUUCCGAUUUGCCUCGUGUUCAUGAGAUUGUCAUGAAGAAAGAAAUCGAUAUGAAAAUUAGGUCGAAAACCGAUCCGAAUUCGAAGAAUUCGGUUGGUUCGUGUUCGGUUCCGGGGUAUAAACAGGAAUUGUUGAAGAAAGCCGAGCCGUUGAUUGAAUCCGAGCCGUUGAAACCGUGGAUUACGUUGAAGAGAAACAUCGAAAACGUGAAGUAUCUAUCUUCGAUGGCGGAUAUCGGGUUUAAGAAUCGCUACGUGUAUGUUGAUGUCGGGGCUCGUAGCUACGGGUCCAGCAUUGUGAGCUGGUUCAAGAAACAAUACCCGAAACAGAACAAGACGUUUGACAUCUACGCGAUUGAGGCCGACAAGCAUUUUCAUGAUCAGUACAAGUCGAAAAAGGGGGUCACGUUGUUGCCGUAUGCGGCUUGGGUGAGAAAUGAGAGCUUGGUGUUUGAGAUUAAUCAGACUCCGGGUGACGAAAAUGUGGAAACGGGGCGGGGAAUGGGUCGGAUCCAGGCUGCGAAAACAGGUGGUGGGAUUGUGGGGUCUACUGAUGUGAUACAAGGGUUUGAUUUUGCUGACUGGUUGAAGAACACAGUGACAGAGAAUGAUUUUGUGGUGAUGAAGAUGGAUGUUGAAGGGACUGAGUUUGAUUUGAUCCCGAGACUGAUUGAGACGGGUGCGAUCUGUUUGAUCGAUGAAGUGUUUCUUGAAUGUCAUUACAACCGGUGGCAGAAAUGUUGUCCGGGUGUGAGGAGUCCGAAAUACCAGAAGAGUUAUGGGCAAUGCUUGGAUCUGUUUAAAUCUUUGCGACAACGCGGAGUUCUUGUUCAUCAAUGGUGGUAAUGGGUUUAUCGGGUAAUCGGUACGCCUUGUUUACUUGAAAAUGUUGUAGUUUUAAUCUUUUUACAUGAACAAAUCAAAGUUUCUUUCUGGGAAUGAAAGGUAAUUUGUUUCCACAUUGUAUGAUAUUAUAUACAUGGAUAAGUUGGUUCGUUAGUUUCAUA
This is a messenger RNA of Helianthus annuus (common sunflower), 2097 nucleotides long. RefSeq lists its product as uncharacterized. The record is from RefSeq and is a predicted model, not a curated record. Gene Ontology annotation, molecular function: S-adenosylmethionine-dependent methyltransferase activity. The coding region runs from base 404 to 1936 and encodes 510 amino acids. Lineage: Eukaryota; Viridiplantae; Streptophyta; Magnoliopsida; Asterales; Asteraceae. The transcript has a single exon.